AUGUUGGCGAUUAAUGCAAGAAUACGAAUACCAGGAAAAUUUAUGGCCAAAAAAAUGCGGAAAUUGAUGGGAUCCGGGAAAGCAGGAGGCAAGGGUGUGGGGCACGAGGACGAGGAAGGGAAAGUAGAUGGGGUGGGAAAAACUUGGGAUCCCGGCAGCCCUCCGGGCACAGCGGCCGUCAGCGCCGGUCAGUUCGGUUCGGGUUUGCCGCUGGGAUAA
Messenger RNA from Enterobius vermicularis (human pinworm), 219 nucleotides. The record is from the annotation of a GenBank genome assembly. Lineage: Eukaryota; Metazoa; Nematoda; Chromadorea; Rhabditida; Oxyuridae.